AUGGUCCCAGAGGCCUGGAGGGGCGGACUGGUAAGCACCGGGAGAGUGGUGGGAGUUUUGCUGCUUCUGGGUGCCUUGCACAAGGCUUCCGCCGCCGUCAUUCGCUAUGAGAUCCUGGAGGAAAGAGAGAAAGGUUUCGUGGUGGGCAACGUGGUCAGGGACCUUGACUUGGAUCUCGGCAGCCUGUCAGCCCGCAGGCUCCAGGUGGUGUCCGGAGCUAGCCGAAGAUUCUUUGAGGUGAACUGGGAGACCGGAGAGAUGUUUGUGAACGACCGCCUGGACAGAGAGGAGCUGUGUGGGACCCUGCCCUCCUGUACCAUAACUCUGGAGUUGGUAGUGGAGAGGCCGCUAGAGCUGUUCAGCGCGGAAGUGGUGAUCCAAGACAUCAACGACAACAAUCCCUUUUUUCCUACUCGGGAAAUGAAAUUGGAGAUUAGCGAGGCCGUGGCGCCGGGAACGCGCUUUCCGCUCGAGAGCGCGCAUGAUCCCGAUGUGGGAAGCAACUCUUUACAAACCUACGAGCUGAGCCGAAACGAGUACUUUGCGCUUCGAGUGCAGACGCGGGAAGACAGCACUAAGUACGCGGAGCUGGUCCUGGAGCGCGCCCUGGACCGGGAGCGAGAACCGGAUCUCCAGCUGCUGCUGACGGCAUUGGACGGAGGAACUCCGGCUCGCUCAGCCAGCCUUCCUAUUCGAAUCGUUGUGCUGGACGCGAAUGACAAUGCGCCCACCUUCAACCAGUCCUUGUACCGGGCGCGUGUCCUGGAGGAUGCACCCCCCGGCACUCUCGUGGUGCAAGUCCGUGCAACGGAUCUGGAUGAAGGCCCCAACGGCGAAAUCAUUUACUCCUUCAGCAGCCACAACCGCGCUGGCGUGCGGGAACUUUUCUCCUUGGACCUUGUUACCGGGGUGCUGACAGUCAAGGGUCGACUGGACUUCGAAGACGCCAAACUCCAUGAGAUUUAUAUACAGGCCAAAGACAAGGGCGCCAAUCCCGAAGGAGCACACUGUAAAGUUUUGGUAGAGGUUGUGGACGUGAAUGACAACGCCCCGGAGAUCACAGUUACCUCCGUGUACAGCCCAGUCCCCGAGGACGCUCCUCUCGGAACUGUCAUUGCUUUGCUCAGUGUGACCGAUCUGGAUGCUGGGGAGAACGGGCUGGUGACGUGCGAGAUUCCGCCAGGUCUCCCUUUCAGUCUUACAUCUUCCCUCAAGAAUUACUUCACUUUGAAAACCAGCGCAGCCCUGGAUCGGGAGACCGUGCCAGAAUACAACCUCAGCAUCACGGCUCGAGAUGCGGGAACCCCUUCCCUCUCAGCCCUCACGACAGUGCGGGUGCAAGUGUCCGACAUCAACGACAACCCUCCACAAUCUUCCCAGUCUUCCUACAAUGUUUACGUUGAGGAAAAUAAUCUGCCUGGCUCCCUUCUCUGCACCGUGGCUGCCUCCGAUCCAGACACUGGGGAUAACGCCCGUCUUACCUACUCUAUUGUAGGGAACCAGAUUCAGGGCUCCCCAGCCGCCUCCUUUGUGUAUGUCAACCCCGAGGAUGGGCGGAUCUUUGCCCAGCGUACUUUCGACUACGAACUGCUGCAGAUGCUGCAGAUUGUGGUGGGCGUUCGAGACUCUGGCUCUCCCCCGUUACACGCCAACACCUCUCUCCACGUAUUUGUCCUGGACCAGAAUGAUAAUGCCCCAACUGUGCUGCACCCUAGACCGGGUCGGGAAUUCUCACUCCCCCAGCGUCUCCCUCGCUCUGCCCCUCCUGGCUCCUUGGUCACCAAGGUGACAGCCGUAGAUGCUGAUGCAGGCCACAAUGCCUGGCUCUCCUAUUCACUGUUGCCACAGUCCACAGCCCCAGGGCUGUUCCUGGUGUCUGCACACACUGGUGAGGUGCGAACAGCCCGGGCCUUACUGGAGGAUGAUGCUGACACCCAGCAGGUGGUGGUCCUGGUGAGGGACAAUGGUGACCCUUCACUCUCCUCCACAGCCACAGUGCUGCUGGUUCUGGAAGAUGAGGACCCUGAGGAAAUGCCCAAAUCCAGGGACUUCCUCACACACCCUCCUGAGCGCUCAGACCUUACCCUUUACCUCAUUGUGGCUCUUGCGGCCACCAGCCUCUUAUCCUUAGUCACCUUCACCUUUCUGUCAGCUAAGUGCCUUCGGGGGGACGGGGAUGGGGGUGGGGGUCAGUGCUGCGGGCGCCAGGACUCGCCCUCCCGGGAGUUCUAUAAGCAGUCCAGCCCCAACCUGCAGGUGAGCUCAGACGGCACACUCAAGUACAUGGAGGUGACGCUGCGGCCCACAGACUCGCACAGCCACUGCUACAGGACGUGCUUUUCACCAGCCUCCGACGGCAGCGACUUCACUUUUCUAAGGCCCCUCAGCGUUCAGCAGCCCUCAGCUUUAGCGCCGGAGCCCAUCGCCUUCCGGUCCCGCUCUAACACGCUGCGGGAGCGGAGCCAGCAAGCCCCACCCAACACGGAUUGGCGAUUCUCUCAGGCCCAGAGACCCGGCACCAGCGGAUCCCAAAAUGGCGAUGAGACCGGCACCUGGCCCAACAACCAGUUCGACACAGAGAUGCUACAAGCCAUGAUCUUGGCCUCUGCCAGUGAAGCCGCUGAUGGGAGCUCCACCCUGGGAGGGGGUGCCGGCACCAUGGGCUUGAGUGCCCGCUACGGACCCCAGUUCACCCUGCAGCAUGUGCCCGACUACCGCCAGAAUGUCUACAUCCCUGGCAGCAACGCCACUCUGACCAACGCAGCUGGCAAGCGUGAUGGCAAGGCCCCGGCAGGAGGCAAUGGCAACAAGAAGAAGUCUGGCAAGAAGGAAAAGAAGUAA
Messenger RNA from Rangifer tarandus platyrhynchus (Svalbard reindeer), 2841 nucleotides. NCBI's taxonomy places the organism in Eukaryota, Metazoa, Chordata, Mammalia, Artiodactyla, Cervidae. The record is from the annotation of a GenBank genome assembly.